Paramisgurnus dabryanus is the source of this 1353-nucleotide messenger RNA. RefSeq names its product torsin-1A-like. NCBI's taxonomy places the organism in Eukaryota, Metazoa, Chordata, Actinopteri, Cypriniformes, Cobitidae. Gene Ontology annotation, cellular component: nuclear envelope; endoplasmic reticulum lumen. Gene Ontology annotation, biological process: nuclear membrane organization; protein localization to nucleus. The record is from RefSeq and is a predicted model, not a curated record. Gene Ontology annotation, molecular function: ATP hydrolysis activity; kinesin binding; ATP binding.
AAAUCCUUACAAAUGAAAACCAUCGUCUUUUUUGAGGAAAGCAGCGCAGAGAAGAACCUUUUCAAUGAAAUCCAAAGAUAUAUUUGUGCUGUUUUUUCUGUUACCUAUUGUAACAGUUGAGUCAGGAUUCUUAGAUUUUAUCAAUGUGUUUCGCGACAAAGACAAUUUACGACCUUUUGAUGCUAAAGAGUUUGGAAAAGAUCUAAGGAAUUCCUUAUAUGGGCAAGACAUUGCACUGAAAAUGAUACAGAAAUCUGUGUCCUGGUUUAUAAAAGAUUCAAAUCCAUCAAAACCACUGGUCCUUUCUCUACAUGGACCAACAGGGGUAGGAAAAACGUACGUCACCAAGAUCAUUGCAAGGAAUAUUUAUGAAAUGGGGGAGAAAAGCCAACAUGUCCACACAUUCAUAGCCACAUAUCACUUCCCACUCAAAGCCCAGGUAAAGAUAUAUGAAGCUCAACUAAAACAGUGGAUUCUUGGAAAUGUAUCAAGUUUUCCUCGCUCAAUGUUUAUAUUUGAUGAAACGGAGAAGAUGAACUCACGUCUGAUUGACACCAUAAAACAUUUUCUGGACUACGUGCCCAAAGUAGAUGGAGUGUCAUUCCACAAUGCAAUCUUCAUUUUUAUCAGUCAAACAGGUGGAAAUGUGAUCAACAAACUGGCUGUGGAUUACUGGAGAAAGGGUGAAGAGACAGAAGAACUACAUAUCAACACAAAUGGAAUGGAGAGUGAAAUUCAAGACAUCUUCAAAGAUAAGAGCAGUGGAUUUUGGCAAUCCUGUCUAAUAGAAAGUCACCUGGUGGAUCACUUUAUUCCUUUCCUGCCUCUGAAACUCAAGGAUGUACGCAAAUGUGUUCUGGAUGAAAUGGUCAAAAGGAAUAUCCCGAUUAAUCGUAAUUUGGCAGAUAAAGUGGCCGGAAACAUGAAGUAUUUUCCACCAGAAGAGAAAAUCUUCUCUGUUACAGGCUGCAAGUCAGUCAAACAGAAGUUGGUGCUGUAUACUCACGAUACUGAUACAUUGUAGUUUACUAAACACACUCUAAAAAAUUAAAAAUAUAAAAAAUAUAUAUAUUUUUUUUGGAAGUUUAACUUUUUAUUACCAAACAUAUAAAUUAAUAGCAGAAAGUAAAAUCACAGCUUUAGUCAACAAACACUACACAUUUGAAAGUGCUAACUUUUAUAGCAAAAUAGAAAAAAAUUACCAAACUUAAAUAGAAUAGCAAAAUAAUAAUAAAAAAUAAUCCAGACAUGUUUUUCCCAAGUACAAUGUCACUUUAAAUAAAUUACAUUAAAUAAACACCAAUAAGUAAACAAGAAUGCUCAAUAUUCUUAAAUAAAACAAAGAUUUAGAGA